GCCUAUCCUCCGGUCACAAGAACAGAGUUUCGGUCAGGGCCCAUCUGCACAACCUCCAAAUGCCAUCAGCUGAGACCCUGACACAGAAGCGGCCAAUGGCCGAGAGGGAGCGGACAGAGGCUCCGCCCCCUCCCGUGAGCACGCAGACUCCGCUGAAAUCGAAAACAGUAGAGAGUCCCUCCGGGCCUUUGGUGCCAGUGAAACAGACCUGCUCCACCAGCCUGAAGGCGGACACAGGGCUCUCCCUGUCCAUCUCCCACCAGCACAGAAACCACCCCCCAAAUGCUUUCUUAGCAUUUUUAUUUUAACGGGGUCACACCGGGCAGCGGUGCUGAUUUGAGGCGAUAAGCUCCUGAGUCCCAGCUGACCCUGAGAGUCCCUUUGAUGAGGCGUCGGCCAGCAGGCCGACCCCGAUCAAGUCCCAGUGCCGUUUUUGUCGGUGGAAAGGCCGCCGCUGCCAACCGGGCAGCCGGCACAGAGACUGGGCACCAGUGUGGGUGCAGGAAGACAGACAGGUGACAACUUAAAAGCUAUACAGUAGAAAUGCCGGUGCUGGUUUUGAACCCUCUGCUGGCAGGGGGGUUACAAGUUCAACUUUGCGCUGCCGCAAGCGACCGGAAAUUUUUGCAAAAUGAGCUGUUGCGCAGUCAGGAAGGAAGGAGCGCCUUGGCUUCCUCUCGCGGUAGAACAAAGGCUCUCUGCAGAAACUCCCCCGCGACAGACACACUCUUUCCCGCUCUGGCUCCUCCUUAGGGACCAGAGCAACUUUCGGAAGCACGGAUUUGGGGCCAUGUGCAGGUCCCACGUGGAGGGGGACGCGACUCCUGGAGCCCAGGACCAGGACAGCGGAGGCCACAGGGCACCAACGGCAGAGGAGGAUGGUGACCAGGAAAAGGAAGAUGCUGUUGACGCUACCGAACCUCCUGAGGGGGAGGUGACAGCCCUCGGGGAGGUCACAUCGGAGGGGGAAGUCACACCUGGUGGAGAAGUCGCACCCGAAGGGGAAGUCGCACCCAGUGGGGAAGUCGCACCCGGUGGGGAAGUCACACCUGGUGGAGAAGUCGCACCUGGUGGAGAAGUCGCACCUGAUGGGGAAGUCGCAUCUGGUGUGGAAGUCGCACCCGAUGGGGAAGUCGCACCCGAGGGGGAAGUCGCACCUGGUGGGGAAGUCGCACCCGAUGGGGAAGUCGCACCCGGUGGAGAAGUCGCACCUGAAGAGGAAGUGGACACCGCGGAGGAAGUGGAGCUGGAAGAGGAGGUGGAGACGGAAGGGGAGGCCGCGUCCCCCGGGGACCGAGUCAGCUCGUCCGACACCAGUCCCGGGGACGCGGCCACAGAGGAAGACGACGCCAUGUCCCCGUCUGAGAGGGCGCGGAGGGUGGCCAGUCUCGAGGACUGGGCGCCCCUCCGGCCGGCAGGACCCGGAGAAGGCGGGGGCUCUCCCUGGCGCGGGCCCAGCACCCCGAACUCGUCGGAGGAGGAGCUCCAGCGGGAGGGCCCCGCGGCGAGGGCACGGCACCCCCUGAGGCUGAGCCGGUGGAGCAGCACCUUAUCCCUGGAUGAGCUGUCCCUGCCCCUGGAGGGGCCCCCGGGACUCGGGCCAGAGGAGCCUGAGGCCGGCCCCAGGGAAGGGUCCCCGACCUCCUUCCUGGAGAGGACCCAGCAGCUCAGCUCCUCCGAGGAAGGGCGUGUGCAGCGGACGGAGUCCGAGGGGAGUGAAGAGGCCGCUGGGGGAGAAGACGUGUCCCCACUCGUGGUCUUGGACCCCAGCCACCCCCUGAUGCUGAGGUUCCAGGCCGCCCUGAAGAGCUACCUCCGCCGCCAGAUCGAGAAGCUGACGCUGGAAGUCCGAGACCUGGGCAUGGCCACCAAGCGGAGCCGAGCCCAGAGGCAGGAGCUGGGAGUGGACCUCUACGGGGUCCAGCAGCACCUGGCCCGCCUGCAGAUGCAGCUGGAGAAGAGCCACGACCGCCACUCUGUCGCGGCCUGCGCCCGCCAGCAGCGGGAGGAGGAGCUGAAGCAGGCCCGCGGGCUCUACACCAGGGCCUGCGAGGCCGCCAACGAGGAGCACAGGAAGCUGGCGGCCCUGCACGCCGAGAUGGAGAGCCUGGCCCUGAACGUCUUCUACAUGCAGAACGUGGACCGGGACGUGCAGGGCGACAUCCUGGUGAUGACGCAGGUGGUGAAGAAGUCGCAAGCGGAGCGCGCGCGGGCCGAGCUGGAAAAGAAGCAGCAGGACCUGCACGUGGACCGGCUCACCGCCCGGGCCCACGAGCUGGAAGAACAAGUCGCCCUGUUCGAGGCUCAGCACGUCACCCAGGCCGAGGACACCCAGCUGCUCCGGAAGGCCGUCAGCGAGGCCUGCGCGGAGAUCGAGGCCAUCGGCGUGGAGAAGAGGCGGAUCCUGCAGCAGUGGGGCGCCUGCCUGGGGGGCAUGAAGUGUCGGGAAGACGCGUACCAGACCGUGCAGGAGGCGCUCAGCGAGUGCGGGCACCAGCUGAAGUCCCUGGACAGCGAGGUGGAAGCCUACAAGAAGUCCAUCGUGCGGGAGGAGGAGAAGAACGAGCGGCUGGCGGGCCUGCUGCACCGGGCGCAGACGGGGGCGGCCCUGACGCAGAAGCUGACUGCGCAGUGCCUGACCAGGCAGGAAGCGCUGCAGGGGCAGGUCAACACCUACCGGCUGGUGCUGCAGGACACGGAGGACGCGCUGGGCCGGGCCCAGGCGGAGCGCACGGCGGCCAUGGGCGAGCUGCAGGCGGCCCGCCAGGCCAUCCGGCAGGAGCUGGACCUGCGCAGGAAGCUGGACACCUGCAUCCUGGAGAAGCUGCAGGAGCAGGUGACCUCCAACAAGAUGACCAAGUACUUCCACCAGCUCAUCCUGAAGCUGCAGAAGGAGAAGACCAACCUGGUGACACAUCUUUCCAAAAUCGAAGGCGACAUCGCCCAGGCCACGCUGGACAGCACGAACACGGCCUGCAGGCUGCAGGCGCACCGAGCGGCGCUGGCCGAGCUGGACCGGGAGGUGCAGAGGGUGAACGACCUCAUCGGCAACAGCGAGAGCGAGAUCUGCCGGCGCACGAUCCUCAUCGAGCGGAAGCAAGGCCUGAUCAACACUCUCAGCAAGGAGCUGGAGCAGAUGGUCUCCGAGCUGGGGGGGGAAGAGCUGGGGCCCCUGGAGCUGGAGAUGAAGCGGCUGCACAGGCAGCUGGACGAGCAGGGCACAGAGGUCACGCAGGCCCAGGCCAGCUGGCUGCGGCUGCAGCAGGACAUGGUCAAGGCCUCGCAGGAGCGCGAGGAGCAGCUGGCCUCCCUGCACCUGCUGCGGAAGGAGGUCCACAUCCUGGAGCAGAAGAAGCUGCGUAUCGAGAACAAGAUCAACCAGGAGAAGAAGGAGCAGAAGGACAUUGAGCGGCACCUGAAGGACCUGGACAACGACCUGCGGAAGCUCAACGUGCUGCUGAGCAAGAACCGGAGCAGCUCGGCCGACCUGCAGCAGGACAACCUGGUGGCCGAGAGCGAGUUCGUGCAGGCGCUCAAGGCCUCGGAGCGGGAGACCAUCGAGAUGCAGGAGCGGCUGGACCAGCUGACAGAGGAGAAGGCGUCCACCCUCAAUAGCCUGGUGGAGGCUGAACACCAGAUCAUGCUCUGGGAGAAGAAAAUCCAGCUGGCCAAAGAGAUGCGCGCCUCGGUGAGCUCGGAGACCGGCCAGACGGAGGUCCGCGCCAUGAGGGCCGAGAUCCACAGGAUGCAGGUCAAGCACGGGCAGCUGCUGAAGCGACAGGAAAGGAUGAUCCGAGACAUGGAGCUGGCCGUCACCCGCAGGGAGACCAUCGCCACCCAGGCCGAGGGGCAGAGCAAGAGGGACAAGAAGCUGGUCACCCGGACCGACUUCCACCACAAGCAGGCAGAGCUGCAGCGGAAGCUCAGGGACCUUCACAAAGCCACCGAGGUGUGCAGCAACCAUGUCCUGGAGCUGGAAGAAACCCAAAAGCGCAUGAGCGCCUCUCUGGUGGAGAAGCAGACGCAGCUGUCUGCCAUGCAGACGCAGACCGAGGAGCUGGAAGCCAACCUGGAGCAGCUCGCCACCCUCAAGCGACAGAAACUCUGCCAGCUGGUGGCCAUGCAGACACGCUUGAAGCACCUGCAGGCCGUAAGGGAAGGCAGGUACGUGUUUCUGUGCCGCUCCAAGCAGUCAAUAACGGAGGAGCACAGGCGCCUGGACAGCCGGCUGGCCACCAUCGGCACCAUCCUGGACCUGGUGUGGGAGGAGCACCCCCAGUUCCAGCAGGCCCUGCUCAAGCUCAGACAGGCGGUGGCCAGCAAGCUGGGCGCCCCCAGGCCCUCCCUCUAGGAGGCAGCCUGGCCUGCGCCUCCCAGGCCGGCCCCCGGGGGACAGGCAGUGAUUUCAUGUGUCACCAGGGGCCUAGGAUCUCUCUGUGUCGUGAAAGCUGUGUCUGCCCUCAGAGAAUGACACCAAUGACGAGAAACACAUAGGUCAGCACUGCGGGAAUUGUUUCCAGCCACCCACCAGUUUAAACCAAGUCAAGUCCCAAUGUUCCCAGUCGCACCUGCACCUAGUCCAGUCUUCCCUUCGCAAAGGCAGCACCUGCGGAUGCAAACCCUGUCCCCAGGCUGCACGUGCUCCCCCGA
Molecule: messenger RNA, 4650 nt
Organism: Artibeus jamaicensis (Jamaican fruit-eating bat)
Lineage: Eukaryota; Metazoa; Chordata; Mammalia; Chiroptera; Phyllostomidae
Gene: CCDC40
Product: coiled-coil domain containing 40
Exons: 19
Coding region: 632-4351 (1239 amino acids)
Biological process (GO): epithelial cilium movement involved in determination of left/right asymmetry; axoneme assembly; heart looping
Cellular component (GO): cytoplasm; cilium
Source: RefSeq, a predicted model, not a curated record